Molecule: messenger RNA, 2514 nt
Organism: Debaryomyces fabryi
Lineage: Eukaryota; Fungi; Ascomycota; Pichiomycetes; Serinales; Debaryomycetaceae
Exons: 1
Coding region: 1-2514 (837 amino acids)
Biological process (GO): DNA double-strand break processing; mismatch repair; DNA recombination
Cellular component (GO): nucleus
Molecular function (GO): 5'-3' DNA exonuclease activity; 5'-flap endonuclease activity
Source: RefSeq, a predicted model, not a curated record
AUGCCUAUUAAGUCACUUGAGUCAUACUUAUUUGAAAGGAAAUUGGUUAAUACUAGUUCGAUUGAAAUUCUUCAGAAUGCCACUAUUGGUAUCGAUGUCGAACAUUAUUUAAGUAGAAUCUAUACCUUCAAGAAGGAACAAUUUUUAUCAGGAAUUGGAGGAAUUCCAAGCUCUUUGAAAGAUUACAUUCAUUCUGAUUUACAAGUGUUUAAAGAAUUUAACAUUAAGCCUGUUUUCAUUAUAUCUGGAUUGGGUAUUGAAUUGCAACACAAUGAUUACAAGACAAAUGAAUUAUCUCCACAAGAACAACACCUUGAAAAUACAUGGUCAAAGCUCAACUCGAAGAGCCUGAAUCCUUACGGAUAUAACAGCCUGAAUAAUGAGUCGUUUAGAUUAUUCACUGAUCCAUUGCCAUUAAGACCAAUGAUAAACGAUUUAAUUAAAUAUUUUAUUGAAAUCGGUAUUGACUAUAUGAUUUCUCCUUAUGAUGCGUCUUUUCAAUUAUCAUAUUUAUACCAAAACAAUGUGAUCGAUUCUAUAUAUGGAUCUACUGACUUAUUGUUGACGAAGAUUGAUAAAUUCAUUUUAGGAAUGGAAUUUCAAUCAAAAGACUUUAGAUUUAUUGAUAAAUUUAAAAUAUUAAAUGAAUUAAAUUUGACUGAAAAACAAUUUGUUGAUUUAAGUAUAAUGGUUGGCUGUAAAGUGCAACCAACAACGUUUCCAACUUUUCCACCUUUACCUAAACCAACACCAGGUCAACCAUACCCUCAAUUGAGCUAUUUCAAACUUCAUUUGGAAAUGAUUUACCAGUAUAAUUCUUUCAAUGGUAACAAGUCUGCUGACUUAUAUCCUUAUAUUGUGGGUUUAAAUGACCCUAAAUUAUUAGAUUUAUACUUCAGAGGACACUCUGCACUUAAAUUUGUGCCAGUUUUAAAUAUGGAUGGUUUUGUUGACUUGUAUUCAGUAGAAAUGGCCAAAUUGGGUUUGAUAGAUGAAUCAGAUUUGAUAAAAAACAAUGAUGAAGAUAGUAAUACUGAAACAGAGACUGGUGCUGAUGCUGAAACAGACGCUGAUAUUUAUGUAAAUUCCAAAUCUAAAGGAAAGGGCAAAACAGAUAACCGAGCUUCAGUCGCAGGAAAUGGCAUUCCUAAUGCUGCCAAAAGUAUUGUGAAGGUUCCUAAUAAUAUUCAUGAUAUUAUUUCACAAAGGUUACCACCUGAAAUAUAUUUCUACCAAUCAAUAGGAUUAUUGCGUAUUGAAAUAUUGGAAUCUAUAACACAGGGUCAAUUGAACAUUAGACCACCUCUUGAAAGUGGAUUAAGCGAUACAUAUAAAAAGUUGAUUACUCUACCACAGUAUAAUAAAUUAUUAGAUCUUCAAUUUAAUUUAAUCACUCAACUAUUAGCCAGAUAUUACCAAGUUAAGAAAAUUAAGGUAGACUACUGGUUUAAGGAUGAAUUAAUUGAGUUAAACAACAGAUUGACACCUCCUUUCUAUCAACAAGUUAGCCAUUUGGUGCAUACCAGCGACAAUUCAGGCGACAAAUUUAGUUUGUCUAAAUUCUUUACCGAAUUAGGGGAAGAAUUUAAAACAGGUCCUGUGUCCAAUAAGGAUGUUAAAAGUAAUGAAGAUAUAAUAUCUACCGUGUUGUUACGAAAUUUAUACAUGUUGGGGGUUAUUGACAAUAAAACUAAUAAAUUGAACCUGGUAGGUAAAAUAUUGAAAGCUUUUACUUCUAAAUAUGGUCUGGAGAUAGAUGAAACAGAACUACAAGAAUUGAUUAUUAUUUUGUUCCUAAUUAAUUCAAAUACAAUCAAAUUGAAUGAGCCAAAUAGAGAGUACAAUGGUGUUCCUAAAUUCUUCAAAGAGUUUGGAAAUGAAGAAAUAAAAUUAGCUGAUGACGAUUUGAGACAUAUAACUUUAAUUUCCAGAAUUUUCUCGCUUCACAAGUUUAAGGUUUCACCAAUUAAUUAUCAAGGUCCUAUAUCUAGGGCUUUGAUUAAUUUUAGGUCGCAUGUCAAAUUUGUUUCUAAUGCUGUCAUUAACAACAUUGAAUGUUUGUUAGUUGAUUUCAUUGUACACCAAGAAAACAGUACAAUUAAAUCAAAUUUUAAUGAUAAGGGUGAUUGGUAUAAGUUAAUCGACCAGUUACCGUUCUAUAAUGACUGUAACAACACCUUGUUGGGGAUUUUGGCAGAAAUUUAUUUUGAAUAUUCUAUCAAGCAGAAGCUUUCAUCACAAGAAUUUUCAAAAGAAGAGAUAAUCAAGAAUACCAAGGACCAUAUAUUAAAUUCAGUGUUCCAAAUUAACAAUUCCUCGUUCAAUAUUAGCGUGAAUGGGGUUAACAGUAUAACUACUAAUCAAUUACUUCAUGACUUAGACAGCGGCAUUAAAUUCUGGUCUUAUUUCAUUAAACUAGUUGAAAUUAUUCAUGCAGAGGACACUUCCUUGAUUAAUGAUACUUACUUCGAAUCGAUUCUUCAAACGGAUAAGUGGUUACAUGAAUUUGUUUGA